This is a messenger RNA of Ilyonectria robusta, 1119 nucleotides long. RefSeq lists its product as uncharacterized. The transcript has a single exon. The record is from RefSeq and is a predicted model, not a curated record. The coding region runs from base 280 to 1035 and encodes 251 amino acids. NCBI's taxonomy places the organism in Eukaryota, Fungi, Ascomycota, Sordariomycetes, Hypocreales, Nectriaceae.
CAACCCCCCCCUUCGACCCAGGCGAAAGGACUAUCCACUCCAAACCCAACCCCGAACCUGCAAGGAAAAAAGACGAUCAAACCCCUCGACGUCAGCCUCAAACCCACAGAACCUGCUGCGCAAUCGGAUUCUGACGCAGACUCUCUCCCCGAGAAACCAGCUCCCCGCCGUGUCCAUCGUUGGAACCCAACAAACCCCAGGGCCAGGGCCAGGGCCAAGGCCAAGGCCAAGAAGCUAGAAGCCACUGCGCCCUCGGUCGCAGAGCAAACCGACACAGCGAUGGCAAAUGCACCCAUGCCGGCGCCGGCAUCCAAGACUACACCGGUAAUAGUCUUACCCCUCGUGGACGCAACCUGCCUCGAGGUUUGGAACCGACUGAUGGGAAUGGAAACGAUCAAGCGAGCUCGAAAACUUGUACAGAUGUUCGGAACCGAAGAUUCAACCCCACCCAUGCACGACCAUUCCGAGCUGAACGUUGUUGCCUAUUUUGGUUCCACGAUCGAGAUGAUGGAUCGCAAGACAAUCAUCGGGCGCCUUCGCAUCAUGUUCCACAAGGUUAAACUGCAUCGCCUAAACCAAAGCUUCACACUUCCAGGCGGCAAAGGCAGUAUUGGUGGUACAGUCGAUAGAAUUGCCGAGUUGGGAUUCAUCUCUCGAAGAACAGCCCAGGACUAUAUCGCAACAGGCAAGGUGUCGGAUACUCUUUGCGUCGGACACUGCGGCCUCUUGGUUGGUUUGCCGACUGGAAACGAAGGCCAAGACUGGGAUCAGAAUGAUCCCCUCCGCGCCUGCAACAUCAAAAUUACGGCUGCCAGGACUUUGCUACCGCUUGUUGCGCAAACUGACAAUCCCGCCAUCAGGCGCAUGUGUGCCAUGGGGGAGGAUGUCCUCGAGGUCAUCAUCUACGGAAAGCCGGUAUCGCCCGAGUUGGAGAACCUCGUGAGCAACGAGGACAUCGAGCUCCAAGAAGUCCUGGCUUUAUAUGAUGGCAAGGAGUGCACCUGCACAGCUAUGAAUUUGGGAAAUGAGCAAUGAGAUAUUAGAACUGUAUUGUCUGUAAGACGGGAGAUGAUGAUUUGUUAGCAGCAAGAGCUCUGCCAAGCAGGUGGUAUUAUAGCC